Molecule: messenger RNA, 1346 nt
Organism: Lates calcarifer (barramundi perch)
Lineage: Eukaryota; Metazoa; Chordata; Actinopteri; Centropomidae
Gene: them4
Product: thioesterase superfamily member 4
Exons: 7
Coding region: 136-885 (249 amino acids)
Source: RefSeq, a predicted model, not a curated record
AUGUUGAUGUGAUGACACCAUGGAUGUGUUAUGACACAUGAAAGUCACCGGUGGAAACACUUCAGUAGUAAAUCACCGCAGGACGUGUUUUCAUUCUCCAGGCUGAAAACGACCGUGUGCUAAACAUGAGCACAGAUGGCAGGGAGCCUCGGUAGGUUAUUCAGAGGCUUUCAGAGCUUCACCUCUCUCCCAGCCACCAGGGCUCAACUCAGCCAUCCGCCUGCCUUUUUUUCGUCCAGGACUAUGGUGACACUACCAUCGUUCUUAUCUUCCAAGCCUCGGGACUUCAGCCUGCCUAACUCCUCGUGGGGCCCAGAAAUGUUGCGGUUGUAUGAGCUUUACAACAGCCAGUGUGAGGUGGAGACAGAGGGAGGAGAGAAACAAGAGGGGUCUUGGCAGAGACUGCCAAGCUACAAUCGCUCCCUCAAGUUUGCCACAGGUGGAGUGUAUCUUAGUAAGAUUAUCCAGUCCAAAGCUCGUCUUUUUACCCGCAACAUCAGAGAGCAGGGGGCUGCAUUUGAGUAUGUUCUGUUUAACAACAAAGAGGAGCAGAGGUGUGUGGGCAUUUUCCAGGCUGGACACCUACUGGAGGGGCCACCAGGACAUGUCCAUGGGGGGGCAAUAGCCACCAUGAUUGAUACUGUGACAGGGACUCACGCUACCAUACUCUCUGGACCUGUUAUGACUGCAAACCUCAACAUCAACUACCGCAGCCCCAUCCCACUGGGGAGUACAGUGUUGAUUGAAUCCUCUCUGGAUACGAAGGAAGGCAGAAAAACAUUCAUUUCAUGCAAAGUGACCAGCACCGACAGCUCCAAACUGCACACUGAAUCAACAGCUCUGUUCCUGUCAAUCAAUGUCAGCCACCUUCUACGGGGAGGGUGACACAAAUGCACCAGCCACCACAACCACCCGAACGCUGUCAGCAAGCUGAGGCUUCUGUGUGUGUGUGUGUGUGAAUGUGCGAACGUGUGAAUUUAUCAUUGGAUUGCAGUAUUUUUUCAGGGAUGUGUACUCAUUUGCCAGGUGUUUUGAGAGAUAACUUCUCUAAAUAUGAUUUUUUAAAUAACUCCUAAUAUUCACGCAUCUCUGAUUGUCAGUAUGUUAUUACUUCAUAACACAACUUUUACUCGAUUACCUCUGCUUAGUGUUACCAACACAUCAACAGUACAUAUCUAAACAGUAUUUAUGGAACUAAAUGUUAAGGGUUAUUUAUUGCAACUUAUACAGUAUUGAAGGAAUUAUGUAACACUAGGGCUUUUUAGAGUGAGAUUUUUGCUCUAAAUGUACUGACCAUGAAUAUUUUGUUACCUCCAAUAAAGCCUUACUGAAGGGUAUUGUUUAAA